AUGAAGAUCUCAGUAGCAGCCUUCAUGUUUCUUUUUCUUGUGGCCUCCAUCUCUCUGCCUGUAACUGAUGCGUUGGGCUUUGAGUCAACUAUCUGCUGCCUAAGUUACACCAAGAGAAAAAUUUCGAAGCAUCGUGUGAAAAGUUUUUUCUCCACCACUGGGACAUGCCACCUGCCAUCUCUAGUGUUUAUCCUAAGGAAUGAUAUGCCAGUCUGUGUUAAUCCAGGAGAAGAAUGGGUCAUGGAUAUUGUAAGAUCUUUCAAAGAAGAACGAAGAAGAUCUUAA
Molecule: messenger RNA, 285 nt
Organism: Pseudonaja textilis
Lineage: Eukaryota; Metazoa; Chordata; Lepidosauria; Squamata; Elapidae
Source: RefSeq, a predicted model, not a curated record